CGCAGCCAAAGCCCGACAGUUUCUCAGGCUUCCUUCGUAAGUUGCAGCCCGAAUGCUUGGAGCGGGAGCCAACGUGGCAGCGAUGUUUAGGCGAAGCUGCGGGGUUCUGAGAAGUGUUUCUCGUUUUGACUGGAGAUCACAACAUACAAAGCCUGCUCCAAACCGUGAACCAGGAUUAGGAUAUAAUUUUGAACUCACUGAACAGCAAAAAGAAUUUCAAGCCACUGCUUGUAAAUUUGCCAGAGAGGAAAUAAUCCCUGUUGCUCCGGAAUAUGAUAAAACUGGGGAGUACCCUUUCCCCUUGAUUAAAAGAGCCUGGGAACUUGGCUUGAUCAAUACACAUAUUCCAGAGAGUUGUGGAGGCCUUGGGCUUGGAACUUUUGAUGCUUGUUUAAUUACUGAAGAAUUAGCGUAUGGAUGUACUGGGAUUCAGACUGCCAUUGAAGCAAAUUCUUUGGGGCAAAUGCCUGUAAUUAUUGCGGGGAAUAAUGAACAGCAAAAGAAAUAUUUGGGGAGGAUGACUAAGGAACCACUAAUAUCUGCCUAUUGUGUAACAGAACCUGGAGCAGGCUCUGAUGUAGCUGGUUUAAGUACCAAAGCAGAAAAGAAAGGAGAUGAGUAUAUUAUUAAUGGUCAGAAGAUGUGGAUAACUAAUGGAGGAAAAGCUAAUUGGUAUUUUUUAUUGGCCCGUUCUGAUCCAAAUCCUAAGACUCCUGCUAGUAAAGCCUUUACUGGAUUUAUUGUGGAAGCUGAUACUCCAGGAAUCCAUAUUGGAAGAAAGGAAUUAAAUAUGGGACAACGGUGUUCAGAUACAAGAGGAAUUGUCUUUGAAGAUGUGAGAGUACCUAAAGAAAAUGUUUUAAUUGGCGAAGGAGCUGGUUUCAAGAUUGCAAUGGGGGCUUUUGAUAAAACCAGACCUCCAGUGGCAGCUGGUGCUGUUGGACUAGCACAGAGAGCUCUGGAUGAAGCUACUAAGUAUGCCCUGGAGAGGAAAACUUUUGGAAAGCAGCUUGUGGAGCACCAAGCAAUAUCUUUUAUGCUGGCUGAAAUGGCAAUGAAAGUUGAACUAGCUAGACUGAGUUACCAAAGAGCAGCUUGGGAGGUUGAUAACGGCCGUAGAAACACCUAUUUUGCCUCUAUUGCAAAGGCAUAUGCUGGUGAUAUUGCAAAUCAGUUGGCUUCUGAUGCUGUACAGAUUUUUGGAGGCAAUGGAUUUAAUACUGAGUAUCCUGUAGAAAAACUGAUGAGAGAUGCCAAGAUCUACCAGAUUUAUGAAGGCACUGCACAAAUUCAAAGGCUUAUUAUAGCCCGUGAGCAUAUUGGCAAGUUUAACAAUUAAGGAAGUCUCCAUAGAAAAUGUGGUUCAUAACAGUUGUAUGAGCCCCUAAUAAAAUGUUUAAAAAAAAAAAAAGAAAAUGUGGUUCAUUUUUGCAUACUAGAACAUCAUUCACUAUUUAAGCUCCAGGAGAAAAAAAGGCUUUUAAGAUUUUUUUCCAAUGAGAAUUUGAAAAUCAGUGUUUUUAUGCAGACCUAUGUAAUUCUAGCUUUUAAUAUUACUUUUGUACUAUGAUUUAGCUUAAAACUUUUUGUCAAAAAGAUUUGUUUCAUAUAAAGUAUUCAUUCUCCUCAGUAUCAAUAUACUUAUAGUACAUGAACCAAAAAAAAUACAUUCUUUUGUUAUUUUGAGGUUUCAAACUUGAAGUUUCAAAAAAUUCCUGUUAUUAGGAUAUUUUUCCAGUGACAGAAAAGUGACAUACAAGUAAUGAAAAUGUUCAAAAUUCUACAUUGGGGAAAUUUUACAUUGGCUUUAUAUGCUACCAGAUUACUUGCCAGUGACAUUGUAAAUGUAAUGAUGUUGUGUAAGAGUUGCUCGCUUUCCUGCAAUAUGAAUAGCAUUUGCUUUUGGUUUAUACAGUAAAAGUUAAACAUUUUAUAUUCAUAAUUCCCAUUAUACAACUACCAGGAAUUACCUAAACAGCUUGUUUGAUUGUGAGGCCACAUUUCAUAUUCCUUAUUUAAAAUAAAAUAAUAAAGCUUGCCUUAAAUGAUUUUUAUAUGACUCUAAUAAUAUGUACGUAGCCUUUGAUCAGCCUUGUAUACCGUCUCAUUUCAUGUGCAUAUUAUGAAAAGAAACUAAGAUAAAAUUAUCUGUUGAAUACU
Echinops telfairi (small Madagascar hedgehog) is the source of this 2160-nucleotide messenger RNA. RefSeq names its product acyl-CoA dehydrogenase medium chain (gene ACADM). Gene Ontology annotation, biological process: fatty acid beta-oxidation; medium-chain fatty acid catabolic process. The coding region runs from base 53 to 1339 and encodes 428 amino acids. The transcript has 12 exons. The record is from RefSeq and is a predicted model, not a curated record. Gene Ontology annotation, molecular function: medium-chain fatty acyl-CoA dehydrogenase activity; flavin adenine dinucleotide binding. Lineage: Eukaryota; Metazoa; Chordata; Mammalia; Afrosoricida; Tenrecidae. Gene Ontology annotation, cellular component: mitochondrion.